Protopterus annectens (West African lungfish) is the source of this 1074-nucleotide messenger RNA. RefSeq names its product vomeronasal type-2 receptor 26-like. The coding region runs from base 1 to 1074 and encodes 357 amino acids. The transcript is spliced from 4 exons. Gene Ontology annotation, molecular function: G protein-coupled receptor activity. Lineage: Eukaryota; Metazoa; Chordata; Ceratodontiformes; Protopteridae. Gene Ontology annotation, cellular component: membrane. The record is from RefSeq and is a predicted model, not a curated record. Gene Ontology annotation, biological process: G protein-coupled receptor signaling pathway.
AUGGUCUCUAGUGGGGCUCAGAUCCCACAAUCAGUCUGCAGUGAAUCCUGUAAUCCUGGAACAAGGAAAGCUGCUCGGAGAGGACAGCCAAUAUGUUGCUUUGAUUGUGUCCCAUGUUCUAAAGGGGAGAUUAGCAAUCAGACUGGCAGUAUUAACUGUUUCAGAUGCCCAGAUAUGCAGUGGCCAAAUGAAAUACAGAGCAUGUGCAUACAGAAAUUGCUCGACUUUCUAUCUUAUGAAGAAGCUUUGGGUGCUGGUCUAACAGGAUCUGCAGUGGCUCUCUCCAUAAUUACUGCCUCCACCUUCUGUACCUUUGUUAAGCACCGAGACACUCCAAUUGUGAAAGCCAACAACAGAGAACUCAGCUAUCUUAUCCUUGUUUUUCUAUUUCUCUGCUUUCUCUGUCCCUUAGUAUUUAUUGGCAAACCCACAGAACUUAACUGUCUGCUUCGACAAACUGGUUUUGGUAUGCUGUUCUCUUUGUGUGUUUCUGGGAUUCUGGCUAAAACCAUUAUAGUUGUUAUUGCUUUUAAAGCAGCAAAUCCUUAUAGCAAUUUAAGGAAAUAUGUAGGAUAUAGAACACCCUGCUAUAUUGUUUCCAUUGGCACACUGAUGCAAGUUACUAUAUGCAUUAUAUGGUUGACAAUAUCUCCUCCAUUUCCUGAGAUGAAUAUGAAACUUGAAGAAGGAAAAAUUAUAUUACAGUGUAAGGAAGGGUCAGAGAUCAUGUUUUAUUGCAUGCUAGGAUAUCUUGGCCUUCUUGCCAGUGUUUGUUUUGUUGUUGCAUUUCUGGCAAGGGCAUUGCCAGACAGCUUUAAUGAAGCUAAAUUUAUCAGUUUUAGCAUGAUUGUAUUUGUGAGUGUCUGGUUGUCUUUCAUCCCAGCUUACAUCAGCACAACCGGAAAGUAUAUGGUAGCUGUAGAGAUAUUUGCCAUCAUGGCUUCUGGUGCCGGAAUAGUUAUUUGCAUAUUUUUUCCUAAGUGUUAUAUUAUUCUAAUAAGACCAAACUUAAAUACUAGAGGACAACUGCUGGGAGGUACUAAUGCCUCCAAGAUUUUCAAUUCAAAAUCUUAA